AGAAAGAGCCACGACGAAAGCACCUAUGACAGUAUUAUGAUGUAAUCAUAAUGAUGAAGAUAUACUUGAUUUUUAGCUUCUUUUGUGCGAUUUAGUAUAUGUAAAAUCUCAAAAGGUUUUCGUCACAGUUUCUAUCUAGUUUCCGGCUGGUUGUUAAAUAAGAAAGCAAAGAAAUGGCAGAUACAUUCCGUCUUCAGAAAGUGUUAGAUGCAUUCAGAUCAUGUCUGAAUGAAAAUAAGGAGGUUUACAUUAAAUAUUAUAUAGUAGGAUGGCAAGAGCUGGUCAGCUUCAUGAACAGUUUGGGGAACGUGUUUUCCUUCAUCUCCAAGGAUGUGGUCAGCAAGGUAAAAAUCAUGGAGAACUUCCUUUCGGGUGAAAAUGGGUCCCAUUAUGUCACCGUCCAGUCCAUGGUGAAGUAUGAGCUGGAGAAUGACUUGGUGGACCUCACCAAAAGGGGCAACCACCCAGAAUCCGGUUGUCGCACUCUUCUGAGGCUACAUCGGGCUCUGCGCUGGCUCGAGCUUUUCCUGGACAGACUGCGAACCAGCACGGAGGAGAGCAAGACUUCUGUCAUGUGUUCUGAUGCUUAUAAUGAGUCUCUGGCUCAGCAUCACCCCUGGCUCAUCCGCAAAGCUGUUGACGUGGCGUUCUGUGCACUUCCAGGGCGUGACACAUUCUUUACUGUAAUGAAUGCAGGUGAUCACACGGAGGUGGUUGCUCUGUUGGGAGAGUCUUUGCCUCUCAUCUCUGAAGUGUACCAGAUCACAGAAGACUUAUAUGCAAAGAACAGCCUCCUUGAGUUACCAUAGAUGGAUGACAUAUGUGGUUACACAUCCACAUACAUAUAAUUCAUAGUUCAUAUGAUAUGAAUUUGAUUUGUCCAGGAUACCGUUACAAGGGAUCUAUGCAAAAUGCAGAUAAAUGCAAACAGUUUUAACCAGGGUUCUGCUUAUUUAACUUACCAACUACAGUACACAUUACUUACACAGAUAUUUCCUGUUAGCUGAGUGAGCUGUAUUUUAACAUAUUUGUAAAUUUAGGGAACAAUAUGAAAUCAUGAUUUUUUUUUAUUUUUAUUUAAAGGUGAAGGAUGUACAUGACAUAUAUUUAAAUUAUAACUGACACUACAUUACAUUUGAAUUCAAAGUACUGUAUAAUUGAAUAUAAAGGAAAUGUUGUUUUUUUUUCCACUUAAAUGUUUGGUUUUUCUUGUAUUUUCAGUUCAUUUUACUUAAUCGUAUCAGCUGAAAACUGCAAAGGGAGAUGUAAAGUUUUAUGUAAUGCAAUAAUUAAAUGUAACGUUCUGAAACAAAAAUACAAUUUUAUUCAUGAUUUUCUCAUUCUCAUAUUAUGUAUCACAUUUAGAUGAAACUACAGUGUUUUCAAAGCAUUGUCCGAAGAAUGUGCACAGAUGCAUCAUUCACAAUAAGACCAGUAAUGUAAAUUAAGUAAAUAAACAGGGUCUAUUUUAAGUUCAUGUUGACUUUUAAGUUAUCGUUGUCUUUUAAGUUAGACUUUUAAAUGUCACCAAAUAAUAAGAGUCAUGAUGGCUGACUAGUUUAGAAUGUAACUGUAAAUCCAGGACAUCAAGAUGUAGAAAUAUUUCAAAAAGUCCCAAGUCAUAUCAGUUAUGACAUUGAUAAAACUGUAUUUUGCUUAACCGCAUCA
Myxocyprinus asiaticus (Chinese sucker) is the source of this 1668-nucleotide messenger RNA. RefSeq names its product ceramide-1-phosphate transfer protein (gene cptp). Bases 174 to 809 code for a protein of 211 amino acids. Gene Ontology annotation, cellular component: cytosol; cytoplasm; membrane. The record is from RefSeq and is a predicted model, not a curated record. Gene Ontology annotation, biological process: ceramide transport; intermembrane lipid transfer. NCBI's taxonomy places the organism in Eukaryota, Metazoa, Chordata, Actinopteri, Cypriniformes, Catostomidae. The transcript is spliced from 2 exons. Gene Ontology annotation, molecular function: ceramide 1-phosphate transfer activity; ceramide 1-phosphate binding.